Messenger RNA from Episyrphus balteatus (marmalade hoverfly), 1600 nucleotides. RefSeq lists its product as uncharacterized. Lineage: Eukaryota; Metazoa; Arthropoda; Insecta; Diptera; Syrphidae. The transcript is spliced from 6 exons. The record is from RefSeq and is a predicted model, not a curated record. The coding region runs from base 141 to 1517 and encodes 458 amino acids.
UGCAGUCGGUUUGUCAUUGUCAUCACAACAACGUCUAAAAAGUUUAAGGGAAAUUAUUUAGUGUUGGUAUCUAUAUCAAAAGUUGUUUAAACAUAAAUUUUUUUUAUAGAAAAGCUAUUUUCUUUCUAAAUUGCUAGAAAAUGUCCAACGAAAACCAACAUUUAACAUACAUCACAAAUGUACUUAUUAAAGAAAUUGAGAAGAAAUUGCUGCCCGAUAAACUUUUGGACUUCAAAAUCGAGCAUUCCACUGGUUUAGAUGGAUUUAUGUCAGCGUUAUAUACAAUAAAUUUAAAAAUUAUUGAUGAUAACACCAAAAAAGAACGGUCCCAAAACCUCAUUGCUAAAUUUAUGAAAGGUGAUGAACAUUUUAGAGUAUCAAGUAGAUGUUAUAUUCAGUUUGCAAAUGAGAUAUUGAUUUAUUCGCAAGUUAUACCUUAUUAUGAAGAAGUACUUUCGAAAGCGAAUGUUGAAACUAUUAAAGCUGAACAUUGGAUUCCAAAGGUUUACGUAGCGCAAUAUGGGACCAUAAAAGGACUCAGUGAUAAUGGAACAACUUCAAGUGAGAGUAUUUUAGUUUUAGAGCAUUUGAAAGAAAAAGGUUAUCGAAUGGGACCCCGAUUGUAUUUAGAUAAACCUCACAUGUUAGCAAUGUUUAAACCACUUGCAGAAUACCAUGCAAUGACUUAUGCUCUAAGAAUUAAAAAAGAUGCAAAAUUGAAAGAAUUAAUUAAAAGCGUCGUCCCAUUGCCAUUUGUUGAAACUGCUGAUUCAGUUAACAAUUUUUAUGACCCAAUAUAUAGAGUAGCUUUUGAUCGAUUUUUUAAUUACUUUGAGCGUUGCAAAUUAAGUAUUAUUUCACCUGAGAACUCGGAUGAUGUAAAAUUGGAAGAAAACAUCAACAGGUUAAUCAAGAAUUAUAAAAAAGCUCCAACAAAAUUAUUGGAAUUAAUAAGAACUAUUCGUGAUGAAGAUGAUAAGAAAUAUGCUGCAAUAUUACAUGGCGAUUUCAAUCGAAAUAAUGUCAUGUUUCAAUAUAAAGAGGGUGAUGAUAAUCCCCUGGACUGCAAACUGAUCGAUUUUCAGGAACUUCGCUACGGGACACCCGCUAUUGAUUUGAGUUUUGCUAUGUUUAUGAAUAUGGAGCCGUCAAUUCGCAAUGAAUUCUGGAUGGAACUACUGGUGGCUUACCAUAAAACACUUUAUAAUACAAUGUCAGCAGUUUUAAAACCCAGUGAUGAAGAAACUCGAAAAAGCUUAGAAUCAUACUCGUUUGAUAACUUUUACAAACACUUUUCAAAGUAUGCAUUUUAUGGUGUUAUGAUUUGUAUGCAUUUUCUACCAUGGCUUUGCGGAACUGAAGAAGAACUGAAUAUACUUUCACAAGAGUUUGAACGUGAUGUACAUGGUGAAAAAUUUUAUAAAUAUUCUUUUUCGGCUGGUGGCGAUGAAGCCAACAAGAGAAUAUUUGAACUAUUUAAGCACGCCAGUAAAAAUGGAUACAUGAAUAUUAUAUAAAUAAACAAAUACAUUGUUAUAAUUUUUCAUGCGAUGUUAUUUUAUAAAUAAUGUCAAUAUAAAUAAAUUUAUUUUUAAACUCA